Molecule: messenger RNA, 1287 nt
Organism: Cephus cinctus (wheat stem sawfly)
Lineage: Eukaryota; Metazoa; Arthropoda; Insecta; Hymenoptera; Cephidae
Exons: 2
Coding region: 451-1173 (240 amino acids)
Source: RefSeq, a predicted model, not a curated record
GCUCUUGAACUCGAACUCACGUUGGAGACUCCACGGAUUUCCUUUUAUCGGCAAUUGGCGGAUUUUUAACGUCAUACCAUUCUCCGCCAACAGAUGUAGCGGUUCAAAGAGCCGCAACUCGUUCUGACACAACCGGCUUUCAAAUUCAUCCACGUUCCAUACGCUGCUAUGUGCUUCGGAGCUCUACUCAAACGAGAACUAGCACGGAUCGAUUACGAGGAUUAUUCACAUUUAAACGUUGACGUCUGCGUUCUUUUGGAUUCCGCGUAUGAAAUAUAUCCAACAAAUCUCAUGAAAACAAAAGAUCUCUACCCGGCAUGAUGUCAGGUUACAUGAACGUGUUACAAAAUUAUUAGGUACGAAAAAGAAAAAAAAAUAUUAAAAAAGUAAAAGAGUAACGGCUUCGGUUCGAAGAGUCACGAUUCUAAGAAUACCACAAAAAUAUUCGUCAUGAUGAACGGCAGAGGAAUCCCCGGACGAUGCUGCUGCAUUAAACAAAGAGAAAAAGUAGAGGCCAAAGCAGCUUGGGACAAGUGUAAAAGAAAAAGGCAAACAUUAGUGUUCAAUCCGGAAGAGGAAGUCUGGCACGAGCCAUAUAUGCAGUGUCUACGUAAAGAAUUUUCAGAAAUAUCAAUACCGUGUGAUUCCAAAAUUGAGUUACCUUGGAAGGACAUAGCUCUACCAGCUGCCGGUAUGAAAAUACGUGUCAAAGUAUCGUUGAAUGAACUUGUACAGGAUUCCUUGGCAAAUGAUACGGCGGAUGAAGGGAAUGCUGAGAAAAAGGAAUCAACUGGCAUAAUGCAUUUACCUUGGGACGAUUUACUUGUGACGGAUACUAUUCAAACGCAUUUGAACAAUACAGCAACAUGCGAUUCAACUUUGGAAAUACCGUGGAGCGAUCUUGCUCUUGAAAGACCAUUAUUCAUAGAACCACCACCCAAAGAGGAAUCAUGUGCACCGGAUGACAUUGAGAUUCCUUGGGAGGAAAUUCUCGUGCCGCAAAACAUUGUGAUCGAGACGAAAAUGAAGAAACAUCCAUCCUCUGCAGCACCACCACGACCAUCAUCCAAGUCCGGUGGAAAAUCAUGUGGAAAAGGGCCGUGUUGUGUGAAGGCAAGAAAUCAGAGAAAGGUGGGCGGUUCUAUGUUGAACGUGGCAAACAACUCCUUAUAGAUAGAAUAAAUGAUGCCCAUUUAAUAUUUGAAAAAAUAGAAAACCACCAUAACCGCACUUAAAAAUCUCUUCCUACGUAAAUUUCCAAAUAUGUCAAGUCAAACUAUCACUGAA